AUGUGCAAGCAGCAGACAGUGGACCGUUGGAUAGGUCCUUUGUCGCAAGAGACGCCGAGAUCUGAAGAGACACGGUCGUCUGGUGUGAAGCACGGGCGAGCGGCCUGUGGGUCCGUCGAGCACUUCACGGAGGCAAAGAGAAGGGAUGGAGAAGGCUGCGGAGAUCAGGCGCGAGGUGCCCAAGGCGUGCAAUUGAAUGCUUCUCGAUACUCUGCUGUGACACAACGAACUGCCGUACUGGGUUCAGAACAUCUGAAAUAUCUUUCAAUUACUCCUGUCUUCGCUGUCCAACACGGGAGGUCUGCUCGAUGUGGUCGCUGUUCCGCCUUUCGCGUUGCCAUCGCUGUCCCGGCCCCGACGCCCGAGCCUAUCCUGGGUAGACCCCGUCGAAUUUUCCUCCGACAAAUUGCACGAGGUCACUUAAUCAUUCUCUGCGGGAUAUCGCGGGUUUCGCUUGCGGUUGAAACCCUUGUUGGGCGUCCUCCAGCCGCGUCGUGA
This is a messenger RNA of Fomitiporia mediterranea MF3/22, 498 nucleotides long. RefSeq lists its product as uncharacterized. The transcript is spliced from 3 exons. Bases 1 to 498 code for a protein of 165 amino acids. NCBI's taxonomy places the organism in Eukaryota, Fungi, Basidiomycota, Agaricomycetes, Hymenochaetales, Hymenochaetaceae. The record is from RefSeq and is a predicted model, not a curated record.